Molecule: messenger RNA, 1569 nt
Organism: Mycena indigotica
Lineage: Eukaryota; Fungi; Basidiomycota; Agaricomycetes; Agaricales; Mycenaceae
Product: Glycoside hydrolase family 3 protein
Exons: 11
Coding region: 1-1569 (522 amino acids)
Biological process (GO): dGTP catabolic process
Cellular component (GO): nucleus
Molecular function (GO): dGTPase activity
Source: RefSeq, a predicted model, not a curated record
AUGGCUAUCCUUUCGAGGCAGGCGAAAGCUAGGUCCAUCAAGGAUCCCAUUCACGACUUCAUGGGGAACUUCUCGAAACAAGUUAGCGCCAUAAUCGACACACCACACUUUCAACGCUUACGCCAUAUCAAACAACUGGGCACAACCUAUCGAGUUUAUCCUGGCGCGUCCCACAAUCGUUUCGAGCAUUGUCUCGGCGUGGCUCACUUGGCGCGUUCUAUGGCCGUCCACCUACAAAGUAAUCAACCUGAACUGGGCAUAACGGACCGGGAUGUGGAGUGUGUCCAGAUUGCGGGUCUUUGCCAUGACCUGGGGCAUGGUCCGUAUAGUCACGUCUGGGAUGGCCUAUUUAUUCCUUCCGUCGCACCAGAAAAGAACUGGAAGCACGAGGACGCGUCGAAAAUGAUGUUUGACGACCUCAUCAAGUUCUUAAAGCGAAAGGGUAUCGUCGAGGAAACCGCGUUCCCCGAAAAGGACGUCAAAUUCGUACUUGCCCUCAUCGACGGAGACCCGGCUCAGUGCGAUCCAGAAGAGAAGCCGUUCCUAUUUGAUAUAGUUGCCAACAAAAGGAAUGGAAUCGAUGUGGACAAGUUUGACUACAUUGCCCGGGACCGUUACAUGAUGGGCAUUUCCAGCCAAUUUCCUUCCUCUCGUAUCAUCCAGAGUGCGAGAGUCAUCAACAACGAAAUUUGCUACGACAUCAAAGACGUCAACAUCCUACACGACAUUGGCACCAGUCGCUUCGGGCUUCACAAGCAGCAGUACAAUCACAAAACCGCCAAAGCCAUCGAGUACAUGAUAGUGGACGCGUUGAAGCUUGCCGAGCCACACAUGAAAAUCGCCACUCGAAUCGAUGUCCCAGAGGAGUUUCUUCAUCUUACCGACAACAUCGAGCUGGAGAUCAAAGCUAGUAGAGGACCGGAGCUGCAGGCUUCCCGAGACCUUCUCGAUGACAUCGACAUCCGCAAUCUCUAUAAGCUAGUGGACGACACUUUUGUCGACUGGGAAAAUCAGAGAAUAUUUAGGCAACGAAUGACCAGCCAACGAAUCGUCGAAGCAGCCAAGCGUAUCGCGGCAGAAGAGGCGGAAUCGUUGGACCUCGGCUCGCUCACCCCCGAGACGGUUAUUGUUGACCAGACCACCAUGCACUAUGGGAUGAAGGAGAAGAAUCCGCUUGAUUUCGUCAAAUUUUACUCCAAGCAUAACCCCGAUCAAUGUGCGUUGGCUCAAAGAGGCGACUAUUCAACUCUCUUGCCCCAAUACUUCGCAGAAAUUAAGCUCUCUGUUAUCACGAAAUUGCCCCAGUAUUUUGGCGUGGUGCAAGCAGGUUAUCGUGCUGUUCUCAAGUCAAUUCAGGACGAAAUCAUGCGACCCACAACGCCUACACGGACCGGACAUUCCCGCGUAUCCAGUUUUGGCUCGCUCGAUGGCAACUCGUUGACAAGGGUGCCGCUCAACUUUUCGCUGGCCACUCCUGGCAAACCAAUCACGGGGAAACGGUCUUUGGGCUCUAUAGAUGAGGGAGAUGAUGAGAGAAGUGCGAAGCGACAAGCCAGGUCAAUCGAAUGA